AGGAAAAUCUGUCUCCGGAGUUCUUUUACCCUGUUUCCCAUCGUUUGGCAGUUAAAAUCUUCCAAAGUUUCCUCCAUUUCGUGUCUUAUACACUACACCUAAGAUCCGUACAUUGUCAAAAUCAGCCCAAAAACAUCCCAAACAGACUGCAACUCCAUGACGGUGGCGGUGAUGGCUGUCUUACAAAUGGUGGCAUCGCCGAUCCUGAAGAAGCUCCUCACUGAUACUUCGACGUACCUCGGGGUUGACAUGGCGAGUGAGCUCCAUGACCUUGAGACCACCAUCAUGCCACAGUUCGAAUUGAUGAUUGAUGCGGCUAACAAGAACAACCACAGGGCUAAGCUGGACAAAUGGAUCCAAGAGCUCAAACAAGCCUUCUUCAGCGCAGAAGACUUGCUGGAUGAUUAUGAGUAUAACCGCCUUGAGAGCAAAGCGAAGAGCGGGAAGGAUCCCUUGCCACGACAUGCCUGUACCACCAGCACUAUUAUGAAGCCUGUGCAUUUUGUGUCCAACCGGUUGUCAAAUAUGUCCUCCAACAACAGGAAGCUAAUUCGCCAACUGAAGGAACUGAAGGCCAUUCUGGCAAAAGGCAAGGAGUUCCGUGAUCUUGUUUGCUUACCAGCUGGCAACACUGCAGAGGGCCCUGUUGUACAAGCAGCCGUUGUUCCUCAGGUCACAUCAAUUCCACCUCCGAAUGUAAUAGGUCGUGACAAGGAUCGCGACAAUAUAAUAAACCUUCUUACCAAGCAGGUUGGUAUUGAGUCUAGUUCAGCUACAUAUUCGGGUUUGGCUAUUAUUGGAGCAGGAGGCAUGGGAAAAUCCACCUUGGCACAAUAUGUUUACAAUGACGAGAGGGUAAAAGAACAUUUUGAUGUCAGGAUGUGGGUGUGCAUCUCACGCAGACUUGAUGUCGAACGUCAUACACGGGAGAUUAUUGAGUCUGUGGUGGAGGGCGAAUGCCCACGUCUUGGUAAUCUUGAUCCUCUCCAGUGCAAAUUAAGGGGCUUGCUGCAAAACUCAAAGAAAUUCCUGCUUGUAUUGGAUGAUGUUUGGUUUGAAGAAUCUGGCAAUGAGAUGGAAUGGGAGCAACUCCUGCGUCCAUUAGUUUCUGAGCAGACUGGAAGCAAAGUUUUGGUGACUUCUCGAUCGAAUAUACUUCCAGCUUCUCUUUACUGUAACAAGAUUGUUCCUUUGGAAAAGAUGGAAGACGCCGAGUUCUUGACACUCUUCAAAAAUCAUGCCUUUUCUGGAGAAGAAAUCGGAAAUUGUAGGCUACGUCAGAAGCUAGAAGAGAUUGCAGAGAAGAUUGCCAAUAGACUGGGACGAUCUCCUUUAGCAGCAAAAACAGUGGGUUUACAGUUGAGCAGGACAAAGGAUACCACUUCAUGGAAUUAUGCUCUAAAGACGGACAACUUAAAUGAUCCCGGGAGAGCUCUGUUGUGGAGUUAUGAUAAGUUAGAUCCACGUCUGCAGAGAUGCUUUCUAUAUUGCAGCUUAUAUCCAAAAGGCUAUCGCUAUAACAUGAGGGAGUUGGUUCAUCUGUGGAUUGCAGAGGGAUUUAUUGAUUCGUGCAACGAGAACAAAAGAGUGGAAGAUAUUGGAAAAGAUUACUUCAGUGAGUUGGUCUCUGUUUCAUUCUUUCAAUCAGUUACCGAGAUAAACUCUACUACAUCCUAUGUUAUGCAUGAUCUUAUUCAUGACUUGACACAGUCACUCUCUAUAGAGCAUUGUUUCACAUUGGAAGAUGAUAAGAUGGCAGAAAUACCAAGCACUGUUCGACACUUAUCUGUUCGUGUUGAGAGUAUGAUACAGCAUAAGCAAAGCAUUUGCAAGCUACAUCAUUUACGUACUAUUAUCUGCAUUGAUCCAAUUAUAGAUGAUGUAAGUGAUGUUUUUAGUCAGAUACUGCGGAAUUCGAAGUUGCGUGUACUAUAUUUGUCAGUCUUCAACAGUGGCAAGUUGCCAGAAUCAAUAGGUGAGCAGAAGCAUCUUAGGUAUUUAAACAUGGUCAAUACGUGGAUUUCUGAAUUGCCAAGAUCAUUAUUUACCCUUUACCACUUACAGUUCCUUAAGUUCAGUCCCAAAGUUGAGAAUUUGCCUGAAAAUCUCUGCAAUUUAAGUAAGCUGUGGUAUCUUGAAAGGCACAGUUUGUAUGGUAAUAGAAUAAAAGAUCCAUACAACAAUGCUCUGCCUCAAGUUCCUAACAUAGGCAAGCUUACUUUGCUCCAAGAACUUAGUUAUUUUUCUGUGCAAAAGCAGAAGGGAUAUGAGUUGUGGCAGCUGAGGGAGAUGAACGGCCUUGGUGGCUCUUUAAAUGUUACACAUCUUGAGAAUGUCACAAUGGAUGAAGUUUUGGAGUCAAACCUACACCAGAAAACUCAUCUGGAAAGCUUGCAGCUUGGCUGGAGUUAUAUGGAUGACAUAAAUGUAGAGGACAGUUUACACCUGAAGAUUCUGGAAGGCCUGAUGCCACCGCCUCAACUUAGGGACCUCGCAAUUGAAGGUUACAGAUCUGCAAAAUAUCCAGGUUGGUUUCUUGAGGAUUCACAUUUUGAGAAUUUGGAAAACUUUGUGCUUGUUAAUUGCACUGCGUUAGAAAGCCUACCAACCAAUGCAGAACUCUUCAGGAAUUGCUGCUCACUUCGCCUCAAGAAUGUGCCAAACCUAAAGACAUUACCUUGUCUUCCAGCAGGUCUUAAAACGUUAUCAAUUGCAAAGUGUCCACUGCUUAUAUUUGUUUCCAGCGUUGAACCAGAACAGCAUGAUCAGUGGGAGGACAUUAUGAAUACAGACCAAUUGGUAUCAAACCUUUCUUUGAUCGUGAGUGGGUUUCAGGUAUCAGACACACGGGACAUAGUAUCAUUGGAAUUUUCAUCUUUGGAGCAGUUGAUGGCAUUGAUGGAUGCGGAUAUGUCACAUCUUGAAAACAUUAGAAGUGUUAUAGAAAGAAAGGAAUUUGUGAUAAAGGAUAGCAUCAAUGCAUGGAUAUGUUGCCACAAAGAGAGGAUGAGACUCAUUUAUGGAAGGAACAUUGGGCUGCCUCUGGUUCCAACAUCAGAACUAACCCAGCUUGAACUUUCUUCAUGCAAUAUUACAGAUGGGGCAUUAGCUGUUUGCCUUAAUGGUCUCACUUCACUGGAAAUUUUGCGCUUAAAUGAGAUCAUGACUUUGACUACACUUCCGUCUCAAGAGGUCCUCCAACAUUUGACAAACCUAACAGAGCUGGAUAUCAAGUCUUGCUGGUGUCUCAGGUCAUUAGGGGGUUUAUGAGCAGCUACCUCUCUUUUGGAAGUCUGUUUAAUUUCCUGCCCUUCUCUAGACUUGACAGAUGGAACAGAUGAACUGCCGUUAUCUCUUAAGAAUCUAUAUAUAUACUGGUGCGUGCUUGCAGCUAAUUUCUUCAGUAGUGGCCUGCCGCACCUGACAAACCUUGGCAUGGUUGGCUGCAGAAGCUCUGCAUCCUUGUCGAUUGGUCAUCUGACCUCCCUUGUAUCAUUAAGACUACGAGAUCUCCAGGAUCUGUGUUCUCUUGAAGGACUUCCUUCCCUGCAACUUCACGACUUAGAGUUGAAAGAUGUCCCGAAGCUCAACGCCAAGUGCAUGUCACAGUUUCGGGUGCAGAAAGCACUUACUGUUAGCAGCCCUGUGAUACUCAACCACAUGCUCGGCGCUACAGGUUUUACAGUUCCAGAAUUUCUCUCCCUUCAAGGAUGCAAGGAGACAUCCCUUUCAUUCGAAGAAUCUGCAAAUUUCUCAUCCGUGCAGCACCUGAUAUUAUAUGAAUGUGAAAUGAGGUCCUUGCCAGGAAAUCUCAAGUGCCUGACCAGUCUGAUACGACUUGAUAUCGGCUACUGUCCCAACAUAUCAUUUUUACCUGAUCUGCCAUCCUCCCUCCAACGUAUAUCUGUUUGGUAUUGUGAGCACUUGAAGAAGAGUUGCCAAGCACCUGAUGGAGAAAGCUGGCCAAAGAUUGCGAGUAUCCGUUGCAAGGAAUUCAUAUGAACUAUGAUUUCAGAUUGAAAGUGCAUUAUAUCGACUA
This is a messenger RNA of Triticum urartu, 4039 nucleotides long. The record is from RefSeq and is a predicted model, not a curated record. Lineage: Eukaryota; Viridiplantae; Streptophyta; Magnoliopsida; Poales; Poaceae.